AUGGGUGGAAUUGAUGGGGAUGGGGGGUUACCGAGUGCAGAUGAGCGAAUCAAUGAUCCCGAAGCAGCUGUUCUCUGGAGAACUAUGGACAAGUUCGAAGAAGACGUGUAUCCCAGCAGUUCUACUAAUUUAGAACAGUUCCUAAAUGACCCUUUACUCUUGGAACCGGCAAACCCCAAUCUACCUGUCACGUCCAGCACAACAAUUGCCAACUUUUCUACUCUUUAUAAUGAUGCUGAUAUAAACGGUUCCGCUGCUCUUACCGAGUCUGACUUGGAUGCUUUGGAAUGUGCCCGAAAUGAAUCCCAACAACUCAGUGUAGUUAACAAUUUACCUGACCUUUUGAAAUCUGGUUCUACAGAAUGUCUAGAAAAAGUGGUGCCUCGAAUACAAGAGGUUUUGAACUAUGCCCAAGCAGACAUACAACGGGCUGCAUCGACAGCAUUUCUCCAAAUAUUACAGAAAGAACAAGUUGCAGUACAGAACUAUGCACAAACGUUUUUACAAACCAUUCUUACUAGCAUCGAUAACAAGAAUCCAGAUGUGAUGUUGCAAGACCGAAAAGCAGGAACCAGUGUUAUAUUUGUGGCAAUGUGGUUAAUAAUUUUGCUUCUCAACCAAAUGCAUUUAGGUUCAGUUGCACUAAAUGGCACUUUGGGCAAAUAUCUUUUACUCUCAGCUGAGCAAUGCUUUAUGAAUGAAUCUGGUGGACAGAAACCAUAUUGCACCAUCAUAAACAGUUAUCCAAAAGAAAUCUUAACAGCUGCUGUGGCAAAGGGUCAGUUAUCCCAGUCAGUACAAGCCAGGCUGUCGUGUUGUCAAAUAUUAGGGAAAAUAGCCACUAAGUUUGACCCAUUUGUAAUUAAAAAAGAAAUAUUGCCAAUUGUCCAGUCAUUGUGUCAAGAUGUUGAUUAUGAAGUCCGUGGUUGUAUGUGUAAGCAACUCAAUCCUGUUGCAAGGGGUUUGGGUCUUGAAGCAACAAAGAAUGCUAUUCUUCCUGAACUGGUUGAGUUAACUAAUGAUGAAGAAGUCUAUGUCCGUAUGAUGGGUCUUGAAACCGUUGUGAAUAUUUUAAGUCUUUUGGAUGACGAUACAUGUUCAAACACAAUCAUUCCUUUAGUUAUUAGGUUCUAUGAACAAUGUCUGUAUUCAAAGGACCACACACUACCCAUUAUUGCAAAGCACAUCGGUCGUCUGUGUCACGGCCUUUCCGCAAAUUUAAAUGAAAAACAAAAAGAUUGGUUUUUGGAUUGUUACAAAAAACUGUGUGAAGUUGGUUAUUCAGAUAAAAAUAGUAAUUCUUCUGAAUAUGGGUUUAAAAAUCAAUUGGCCAUUGAACAUCCAUUUCAUAACUGCAGGAUAAAUGCUGCCUACAACUUUCCAGCUAUUUCUUUGUUUGUUGGGGCCAAAGAUUUUGAAUCAGAACUAUUAGAAACGUUUUCAAUGAUGUGCAAGGAUUCUUUACCUGCAGUCCGAAAAAAUAUGGCACAUGGUUUUCAUGAGGUGGUCAAACUUUUAGAUACUCAGUCUGGGAUUCUACUGAAAAACCUUGCAGAUCUUCUAAGAGACAAUAAUCUAGAGGUACUUAGUGGAGUUACAUCUCAUCUUGCAGAAAUUUUUGAAGUUCUAGGUAAACAUAAACAUUCAGAAAAUCAAGUAGCAGAAAUCAUUCCAGCCAUCAUGGCAGCAGAAUCUGUGAUAUUCUCCUCUUAUUCUUGGCGACUACAAGAAGAGUUUGUACUCACUCUGUCUAGUCUUCCAAAGUGGUUUAAUUCAGAAACUAUUUAUGUAAAAAUUAUGCCGGUGAUCUACACUAAACUGAAAAAAGCUAGGGCAUUACCUGUAAAAUUAGCAGUGGCACGCACAUUUUUGACACUCCUGCGUACUCUAAAAAAGGCUGAAUAUAGAGAACAACUUAUUAACAAGUUAACAGAAGAAUUGUCCGUGGGUAACUGCUAUUUUCGAAGUCUUUUUCUUGAUGUUUGCAGCAUCAGUUUAGAUAUAUAUUCGAAGUCAUUUUUCAAAGAGAAGCUCUUUGAUAAUGCCCUUAGUCUAUAUUGUGAUCCAGUUCCAAAUAUUCGCUUAAAACUCUGUAGAUUCAUUCCGUGCAUGAAACAAACACUAAAUUUACCCGAAGAUGAUGCCCGCUUAUCUGAUCUCUGUAAUGUUGUCAGCAAAAUACUCAGAUCUGACAAAGACCCCGAUGUACUCAGUUUUGCCAACCAGGCACUCUGGGAUCUAGAACAAAUUGUUGUGCCUGUUCAUUUGCUUGGAUCAAAAACUCAGGAGAAAUUACAGACAGCCGAAGAUUUGAUAGAUUUGCAUCGAGAGGCUGAAGAAAUAAGUUUGCUAAAUGAUGAAAAAAAUGAAGAGAAAUCAAAAGUAAAGAAAGAUGUACCAUUUUCUAAAAUUCCUUCUCCAAGAAAAGUUUCAGCUCAAAAAUCCACUUCUGAGAAACGAGCAAGUCCAACUCCAUUAAAAGAAUGCAAAAAAUCUUUAAGUAAUUGCUCAUCCAGUUUAACACCAGUGUCUUCACCAAAGGUUAAAACCAAAGGUUCUUCGAUACCAAACUGUCGUCUAGUUAAAUCCCGAUCCACUUCUUCAAUAUGCUCUACAUCACAAAUUCCCAAGCGAGAUUCAAAGCUUGUGGACUCUCCUGGCAAAAGAGACACAAAAAUACCUGUGAUAGGUACAUCUUCUCUUCCUACACCAAAAGAUGGUAAAUCGGCUGAAUCUCGUUUAUGUAACAACACGCGUAUUCCUCGAGUAUCCACACCAGUUCGACCACCCUCACCUAUUACUGUAUCACAUAUUCCCACUACAGCUGGAGUUCAGAAACCAGCAAAAUCAGGAAUUAAACCAACUAGUUCCAAUAAUAAUCGCAAGAACAACAACAGCACAACCACCACCGCCACCACCACUACCACCACCACCACCACCACAGCUGCUUCUACGGCAACCACCAAUUCUACAACAACAACAGCAACAACAACCUCGACGACGACAACAACAACAACAACAACAACAGAUAAUUCAUCAGAUCAUGGGUUGGUUAACCGAACAGGAUAUCUAAGCAAAAGUCUAGAAAGGCCAAAGAGUUCUGUCACAAAAUGACCUCCAAUGUCCUAAUUGUAUCAGCUUUGCUGUAGAUUUGUUAGCUUUAAACUCUGCAAGAGAUUCCAUCCAGUAGGAUGCUGCUCCCUUAUGAGACUAUUGAACUGUACCAUUACUAGGGUACUUACAGCUGAUGCCUUAAAUCUGCUAUAAAGUUUGUACUGCUAAAAUUUUGACCACUUUUGUUCUAUCCCAGUGACAUAGGAUUAUGUGGUCUAAGAAUAUAUUUUGUUGGACUUGAAAAUAGAUUUACAGAGAUAUUUUCUUAAUGUGGUUGGAGUUUUUUUGUUUUUAUUCUUUUCCUGUUUAUUUUUUUUUUUGUCUCAAAAAAACGCCAAAAUUUAUUAUAAGUUGAAUUAUUAAUUAUUAUUAAUUAUAUUUUCAAGAACUUAAUAUAAUUGUUUCAAUUGAAAUGCAAGAAUACUGUCCCUUUUUUUGUGAUAACAUUUUAUUUAUUUGAACAAAGUGUUUUGUAUUGAAUUUUGGAAUAACUUACUGAAUUCUUCCCUGUUCAAGGUUUGUUUGUGAUAGAUAAAGAAUAAAAAAUGCAGAAAAAAAUUUCAAAAAUGAAAAUCCAAAAACAAAAAACCCUGCCAUGUUUUAUAAAAAUGUUUGAUUUGAGUUUUGACUCUAACAAAUUAAAAUUUGUUAGAUAAUGAAACAAAACUUAAUUUUUUAGUCUACAGCCAAAAGUGAGGUACUUUGGUGUACCAUGAGAGGAAGAAAUAUCAUGAGAGAAAGAGAGAGAGAAUAUGAUAUUUCAUCAUAGGUUACUGAUAGUACAUCUCACUUUAUGCCUUGUCAAUUAGCUGACACUUGCCGCAGAUGCAGACUACCUCAAAGCCCUUUCUAUUCCAACACUAUCUUUAGUCUAUAUAACACCUUAAAUAUAAUUAUUAUUAUUAUUAUUGCAGAACAACCCCUAAACAGCUUCAUUUUUUUUUUUUAACCCCCAAUUUUUUUUUAAACUCAGGAAUAAUCUUAAUUUAAAAUAAAGUCACAAAAGCUUAUAGUUGCCAAAUAUUUAUAUGUUUGUGAAAAAGAGAAGAGAGGAGUUCAUUUUGAAUAAUUAGAGAAAAAUAUACAAAAAAAAAUGUAAAAACAGCAACAAAACCAUUUUGAAAGAAUAAAAUAAUUUCAGGAAAAUUAUAUAGGGGGAAACGUUUCGUAUAGUGUGUGUGUGUGUGAUUCCUUACAUUAAUUGUGGAGUGCUUAAAUUUUCCUGCCAUAGCAAACUAAAUAAGAUUUUAAAUAUUGAAUGUGUUUGAAAUAAAAUAUUGAACUUACUUGAAAAUUCCAUACAAAAAAACUGCUGGAUUUUCACAAGAUUAAAGAGAUUUUUCGCAAAUCAGUGGGCAGAUCUUAAUCUCUAACUUGUGAAAAAUCAAUGUUUUUUAAAGGAACUUUCUGGAAUAUUUUUUAAAGGACUUCUGGAAUAUUUUUUAAUGGAACUUCUAGAAUAUUUUUUAGAGUAACUUUCUGGAAUAUUUUCAAAAAUAUAAGGACACAGAUCAUGUUGUAUAGCCAACUGGAGACGAUGUCUCCUGGGGCUAAAUUACAGUAACAUUACUUCUAAAUCAGGACUGCCCUGUUAUGUUGGCAAACAAUCUUUACUCCAAAGUACUGUUGCUGAAUAUCUCUGAUUGUGAGAUUUAGAAAGUUUUUUUCUACUUUCUGGAAUGUCAAAUAUUUUGCUACAGAUUUGAUGUUAUAUUAUCUUCUUUACUUUGAUUUAUGAUCUGGCAUCAAACUGGGCUCUAAAGUCACCUGUGUCAAUAUUCUUCUCUACAAGGUCCUGAAUUUUGGGGGAGGGGCCCAGUUGAUUAGAUUGACCCCAGUACACAACUGGUACUUAAUUUACCAACCCCGAAAGAAUGAAAGGCAAAGUUGGCCUUGGCGGAAUUUGAAC
Messenger RNA from Octopus sinensis (East Asian common octopus), 5023 nucleotides. RefSeq names its product serine/threonine-protein phosphatase 4 regulatory subunit 4-like. The coding region runs from base 1 to 3114 and encodes 1037 amino acids. NCBI's taxonomy places the organism in Eukaryota, Metazoa, Mollusca, Cephalopoda, Octopoda, Octopodidae. Gene Ontology annotation, molecular function: protein phosphatase regulator activity. Gene Ontology annotation, cellular component: protein serine/threonine phosphatase complex; cytosol. The record is from RefSeq and is a predicted model, not a curated record. The transcript is spliced from 28 exons.